Messenger RNA from Grammomys surdaster, 2512 nucleotides. It is a transcript of the gene Vdr, whose product is annotated as vitamin D receptor. The transcript has 10 exons. The record is from RefSeq and is a predicted model, not a curated record. Bases 143 to 1414 code for a protein of 423 amino acids. Gene Ontology annotation, biological process: negative regulation of transcription by RNA polymerase II; positive regulation of transcription by RNA polymerase II; cell differentiation. Gene Ontology annotation, cellular component: nucleus. NCBI's taxonomy places the organism in Eukaryota, Metazoa, Chordata, Mammalia, Rodentia, Muridae. Gene Ontology annotation, molecular function: vitamin D response element binding; nuclear receptor activity; zinc ion binding.
CAAAAGGCUGCUGCCGAGUCCCAAGCGCCGGGAGCACCAAGCAGUGUGUCCACCGCCAGACCAGAGUUCUUUUGGUUGGACAGAUCUGUGAGACUUCCCAGGAGAGCACCCUUGGGCUCUGCUCGCCCCUGCUCCUUCAGGGAUGGAGGCAAUGGCAGCCAGCACUUCCCUGCCUGACCCUGGUGACUUUGACCGGAAUGUGCCCCGGAUCUGUGGAGUGUGUGGAGACCGAGCCACAGGCUUCCACUUCAAUGCUAUGACCUGUGAAGGCUGCAAAGGUUUCUUCAGGCGGAGCAUGAAGCGCAAGGCCCUGUUCACCUGUCCCUUCAAUGGAGAUUGCCGCAUCACCAAGGACAACCGGAGACACUGCCAGGCCUGCCGGCUCAAACGCUGUGUGGACAUUGGCAUGAUGAAGGAGUUCAUCCUAACAGAUGAGGAAGUGCAACGUAAGAGGGAGAUGAUCAUGAAGAGAAAGGAGGAAGAGGCCUUGAAGGACAGUCUGAGGCCCAAGCUGUCUGAGGAGCAGCAGCGUAUCAUAGCCAUCCUGCUGGAUGCUCACCACAAGACCUACGACCCCACCUAUGCUGACUUCAGGGACUUCCGGCCUCCAAUUCGUGCGGACACAAGUACAGGGAGCUAUUCUCCAAGGCCCACACUCAGCUUCUCCGGGGACUCCUCCUCCUCCAGCUCCGAUCUGUACACCACCUCACUAGACAUGAUGGAACCAUCCAGCUUCUCCAACCUGGAUCUGAACGAAGAGGAUUCUGAUGAUCCCUCUGUGACUCUGGACCUGUCUCCGCUCUCCAUGCUGCCCCACCUGGCUGAUCUUGUCAGUUACAGCAUCCAGAAGGUCAUCGGCUUUGCCAAGAUGAUCCCAGGAUUCAGGGAUCUCACCUCCGAUGACCAGAUUGUCCUGCUUAAGUCAAGCGCCAUUGAGGUGAUCAUGUUACGUUCCAACCAGUCUUUCACCAUGGAUGACAUGUCCUGGGACUGUGGCAGCCAGGACUACAAGUAUGACAUCACUGAUGUCUCCAAAGCUGGGCACACCCUGGAGCUGAUUGAGCCCCUCAUAAAGUUCCAGGUGGGGCUGAAGAAGCUGAACUUACACGAGGAAGAACAUGUCCUUCUCAUGGCCAUCUGCAUUGUCUCCCCAGACCGACCUGGGGUCCAGGAUGCCAAGCUGGUUGAAGCCAUCCAGGACCGCCUGUCCAACACGCUGCAGACCUAUAUCCGCUGCCGCCACCCGCCACCAGGCAGCCACCAGCUCUACGCCAAGAUGAUCCAGAAGCUGGCUGACCUGCGGAGCCUCAACGAGGAACACUCCAAACAGUACCGGUCCCUCUCCUUCCAGCCGGAGAAUAGCAUGAAGCUCACACCCCUCGUGCUAGAAGUGUUUGGCAAUGAGAUCUCCUGACCAGGGUAGCCUGCAGUGGUGCCUGGGUAGGGCCGUUCCUCCAAGGCCCUGUUCCCAGGCCCUGGGCUGUAUUCAGCCCAGCAGUGCCUCCUGCCCCUUCUGGAGUUCAGUCCUUCCUCUGCCAUGGCCCGUAUCUGUCUGGCCCAUCCUUUCUCCUGCCCAGCCUAACACCUGGUCUCCCUUUCCUGUAGACUGCAGGUUGUUCCUGUCCCUUGAGACCUCAGUUAGAGAAGGCUGCUGUUUAUUUGACCAAGAAACUCGAGUGGGGGUAGAGGGCAGAGGCUAAAGGCAGAACGCUUUACCUAGGGAUACCUCCACCACAGGGGGCUGCUGCUCGUGUCAAGGGAGGCAGGCAGAAGAGAUGUGUCCGUUCCUCAGGGACAGGUACCUAUACCUACCCCCCACUCCAGUCCUACCUGCCCAGAGCCUGAGGAGAAAUCUGGCUCCUGACUACAAAGGGUACACAACCUACCCAUCAUCCCUUCUGUGUCCCGUCUCAUCCUGCCACCUGUCUGUGUCAUUCUGACCCAGGGGAGUCGGUCACUACGGGGGCCUCCUUCCUUAUACUCAUGGAUUCAUUCACUGCCAAGAUGACCAAAUAUACUACCACACUAACCAAGGAGCACUCACCUAGCCCUGCAGUUCCCAUCUUUGAGGUUUUGCCAUGGUAAUCCCCCAGGGCCAGGACCUCUGGUACAGUGGGCUUCUUCCCCAUCCCCAGAACCAGGGACCUAGACACCACCAUUGGAAAGGCCCCAGGGGAUGAAAUACGGGGCCCAAGUAAUGAAGAACAGACAAAGCCAGCAGGACAGUGAAUGGAAGUCCGUCUAUCUUUGUCAUCAAGAUGAGGGUUCUGAAGCCUGGAGCUAUUGGGACCCACUCCUCUCCUCUAUACCUAGUACACGUGUCAGGACCAAGUUGUCCCAAUUUUCAGAAAGUCCCUUGCCCUGUCUUCAUCCCUUACCCCACCAGUGCCUUACCACCUACCCAGGAAAGCAGGUCCUCUGGCCUCCCAGGACCUCACAGUUUGAUCACCAAGAGUAUCCCAGAAGUCAUUUCAGCCACUCUAUCACCCCCACUUGGAGCAGCAGGGUCCCA